This is a messenger RNA of Argiope bruennichi, 1524 nucleotides long. RefSeq names its product loricrin-like. The record is from RefSeq and is a predicted model, not a curated record. The transcript has a single exon. Bases 1 to 1524 code for a protein of 507 amino acids. NCBI's taxonomy places the organism in Eukaryota, Metazoa, Arthropoda, Arachnida, Araneae, Araneidae.
AUGAUUCCUUGGAUAAGAAAAGGAGGAGGAUCAUGGUAUAUGAUUUCUUGGAUAAGAAAAGGAGGAGGAUCAUGGUAUAUGAUUUCUUGGAUAAGAAAAGGAGGAGGAUCAUGGUAUAUGAUUUCUUGGAUAAGAAAAGGAGGAGGAUCAUGGUAUAUGAUUUCUUGGAUAAGAAAAGGAGGAGGAUCAUGGUAUAUGAUUUCUUGGAUAAGAAAAGGAGGAGGAUCAUGGUAUAUGAUUUCUUGGAUAAGAAAAGGAGGAGGAUCAUGGUAUAUGAUUUCUUGGAUAAGAAAAGGAGGAGGAUCAUGUAACACGAUUUCUAGGAUAAGAAAAGGAGGAGGAUCAUGUUACACGAUUUCUAGGAUAAGAAAAGGAGGAGGAUCACGGUAUAUGAUUCCUUGGAUAAGAAAAGGAGGAGGAUCAUGUUAUAUGAUUUCUUGGAUAAGAAAAGGAGGAGGAUCAUGGUACACGAUUUCUUGGAUAAGAAAAGGAGGAGGAUCAUGGUACACGAUUUCUUGGAUAAGAAAAGGAGGAGGAUCAUGGUACACGAUUCCUUGGAUAAGAAAAGGAGGAGGAUCAUAUUACACGAUUUCUUGGAUAAGAAAAGGAGGAGGAUCAUGGUACACGAUUUCUUGGAUAAGAAAAGGAGGAGGAUCAUGGUACACGAUUUCUUGGAUAAGAAAAGGAGGAGGAUCAUGGUACACGAUUUCUUGGAUAAGAAAAGGAGGAGGAUCAUGGUACACGAUUUCUAGGAUAAGAAAAGGAGGAGGAUCAUGUUAUAUGAUUUCUUGGAUAAGAAAAGGAGGAGGAUCAUGGUACACGAUUUCUUGGAUAAGAAAAGGAGGAGGAUCAUGGUACACGAUUUCUUGGAUAAGAAAAGGAGGAGGAUCAUGGUACACGAUUUCUUGGAUAAGAAAAGGAGGAGGAUCAUGGUACACGAUUUCUUGGAUAAGAAAAGGAGGAGGAUCAUGGUACACGAUUUCUUGGAUAAGAAAAGGAGGAGGAUCAUUGUACACGAUUUCUAGGAUAAGAAAAGGAGGAGGAUCCCGGUAUAUGAUUCCUUGGAUAAGAAAAGGAGGAGGAUCAUGGUACACGAUUUCUUGGAUAAGAAAAGGAGGAGGAUCAUGGUACACGAUUCCUUGGAUAAGAAAAGGAGGAGGAUCAUGUUACACGAUUUCUAGGAUAAGAAAAGGAGGAGGAUCACGGUAUAUGAUACCUCGGAUAAGAAAAGGAGGAGGAUCAUGUUAUAUGAUUUCUUGGAUAAGAAAAGGAGGAGGAUCAUGGUACACGAUUUCUUGGAUAAGAAAAGGAGGAGGAUCAUGGUACACAAUUCCUUGGAUAAGAAAAGAAGGAGGAUCAUGUUACACGAUUUCGAGGAUAAGAAAAGGAGGAGGAUCACGGUAUAUGAUUCCUUGGAUAAAAAAAGGAGGAGGAUCAUGUUAUAUGAUUUCUUGGAUAAGAAACGGAGGGGGAUCAUGGUACAUGAUUUCUUGGAUAAGAAAAGAGGAGGAUCAUGUUACAUGA